AUGACUAAAUCCAUCUUAUCUACUCCUCCCUUUACUCUACAAAGCUCUCUUCUUCCAUCUAUAAACUUCAAGGAAUGGAUGCUCGAGAGAGCGUUACAGCUACAACCUGAUGUAUUUGCAAAACUGCUGAUGAUUCUCCAUGGGGUAUGGAGAAACCGAAACAGCACAUUGUGGCAAAACAAAACUCAAACAGCUCAAGAUUUGGUGUUAAGCUGUUUUACAUGGCUGGAGGAGUUUCAUACAGUCCAUGCUAGCAACAAUGCAUCAAAGCAAAUGCAGCAGAAAGUAUGGAAACCCGCUGCACAAGGUCGUCUUACUUUAAAUGUGGAUGCGGCCUUCCUUCCAAAUCAACAUCACGGUGGCAUAGGGGGAGUGCUCAGGGACUGUCAAGGACGAUUCAUUGCAGCCUAUGCACGUCCUAUCCCUUAUACUGCCUCCCCAAAGCAGUGUGAAAUGUUGGCCAUUCGUGAAGGCCUUGAUCUAUUGCAGUCUCUCCAACAACAGAAUGUGCUUAUUCAAAGUGAUUGCUCAGAAGCUGUUGCGGAAAUUCAAUGUGAUGAUCAUAGUUUGUUGGAAAAUGGUGGUCUCAUUGAUGAUAUCAAGCAGGUCUGGCACCAGCUUGAAGGAAUUCAGCUAAUGCAUACUCCCCGAAGCUGCAAUGGAGUUGCUCAUCGGCUUGCUGCCAUAGGUUUUGAAUUAGAGCAUGCUUCUGUAUGGCUGCAUCAUGCGCCAGAAUUUUUACGUGAUGUUCUACACUAUGAUUGUAACAGGCUCAAUUGA
Rosa rugosa (rugosa rose) is the source of this 780-nucleotide messenger RNA. RefSeq lists its product as uncharacterized. The transcript has a single exon. The record is from RefSeq and is a predicted model, not a curated record. Bases 1 to 780 code for a protein of 259 amino acids. Gene Ontology annotation, molecular function: RNA-DNA hybrid ribonuclease activity; nucleic acid binding. NCBI's taxonomy places the organism in Eukaryota, Viridiplantae, Streptophyta, Magnoliopsida, Rosales, Rosaceae.